This is a messenger RNA of Clonostachys byssicola, 576 nucleotides long. The record is from the annotation of a GenBank genome assembly. Lineage: Eukaryota; Fungi; Ascomycota; Sordariomycetes; Hypocreales; Bionectriaceae.
AUGGCUGCUGCCCCAAUCAUCUGGAUAAAUGCCUUCCCCGGCACCGGCAAGCUUACAGUGGCCGAAGCUUUGGCAACGCUCAUUCCGAAGUCAGUCGUUAUCGACAACCAUCAGCUUAUCGAUCUUGUAAAACUAAGCCGGGACCACCCAUGCUACCAAAUUGAGCGCAAGAAGGAGCGCGAGAAAGCCUUCAACAAAUAUCUUUCCAGCCCCGGUUGGGCAGAACACACAAUAAUCUUCACAGAUUUCCAAACCACCAACCAAUUGGGUGAGAGUGUAGCGAGAGAGUAUCAAGCUGCCGCAAAAGCCGCUAAGAGGCCGUUCAUACCGGUGUAUUUAACCUGCGACUGUGAGGUUAACAUAACGCGUGCCACUAGCUAUGAGCGGUUACAAGGGGGCACGACCAAGUUGACAGACCCAACCAUGAUAAGGGACUUCAGAAGCAGAUGUAGUAUCUUCCAGUUUGAAGCGGAAGAUCACCAGUCAUGCUUGAUUGACACAACAAGUUUGGCACCCGCUGAUGCGGCGUCAAAAAUCAUGGAGUAUUGCCAAAGUCUAGGAACCUCAGCAUUAUAG